Linum trigynum is the source of this 978-nucleotide messenger RNA. The record is from the annotation of a GenBank genome assembly. Lineage: Eukaryota; Viridiplantae; Streptophyta; Magnoliopsida; Malpighiales; Linaceae.
UGCUCUUCCACUCAAAACUUGCUCCUCCACGCAGAAAAUCCACAUCGUUGUCGCCUCCUGAAGCGAUUCACCGACAGGAAUUUCCAAAUUCAGGACUUAAAAUUAGGUCAGUUCUGGCCCGGGGACGUCUCCCUCCUACAAAACCUCUUCAUUUUGAUCCCCCUCGACUUUCUAUACAAAUUCGGCGGAAUCUAGAGUUUCGAGGGUUGUACAUCAGCGCCCUCGCAUAGAACCAAUCCAACUGCACCGGGCGGCAAGAUUGUCAAUGCCUAGACUGUACAUAUGGUUUCAAAGGUUGUGGAGAGGGUCAAGGGGGAUUCUGUUGUACAAAUUCAUGGUGCUGUUGUAGGCGGCAUUUUAUCUAGUGGAUUGGAGCAGAAUUUUGGGCUUGUUUCAGGGUCCUCGAGAUCGGAUCUAGUCGGGGUGGGUGAAGAGGAAAUUGGAGCGGAUUAUGAAGGAGAGCUUCGUCUUUCAUUUGUAGAAUCGACAGAGUCGAGAUGUGGAGAUUGAAGAUGGGAGUGUGAUGAAUCAGAUACGUGCUUCCCAGAUCUAGUCCGCCCUUGAAACCCCUCUGCCUCUUCCAUCCUUCUCGGAGCCACCAUCUACCCUCUGCCACGCCAAUUAAAGAGUCAAAGACUGCAAUAUGGAAAGACUAGCAGUGGACGGAGGCAACGUCUGCUCGAAGGAGGAAAAGUAGGGGACAGCGACGAUGAAAGUUGGAAUCGAAGAAGACCUGGUGGGGAAUGGAAUGAGGAUGCGGUUGCGAGAAGGAAUUGAAGGCGAUGACGAAGGGCUGGCAGCGGGGAAUGCGGUAGGGAACGGCUGGGGAAGGAUUGAGGCGGUAAGGAUUCGAUCGAAGGGAAGAAGCGGAAUUGAGGCGGAGGAUUCGACCGAAGUGAAGAAGAUGAGGGGGCUUUGACCCUCCAUUUUUUGUUUUUUUUAAUGUUUGAAAAUUAUAAAUAAAAAUUAAUCUGACGU